Messenger RNA from Hippocampus zosterae (dwarf seahorse), 1569 nucleotides. Its product is annotated as migration and invasion enhancer 1-like. NCBI's taxonomy places the organism in Eukaryota, Metazoa, Chordata, Actinopteri, Syngnathiformes, Syngnathidae. The transcript has 4 exons. The record is from RefSeq and is a predicted model, not a curated record. Gene Ontology annotation, biological process: negative regulation of apoptotic process; positive regulation of filopodium assembly.
AGCUUUUUCUGAGAGUUACGUGUGCUAUUGUCAUCUAAUUGUUGCAACAAACCUCAAAACGCAUACACGACUUUGUUUAUCAUUUGAAACUCAGCAAAGUUGUAAACCAAACGUAGGAAAUGUGUAAAAGUCGAGCUUCCGGGUGACUGAGUCGUCCCUCUCGCGUGAUCUACGCGUUUGCGUCCCAUAGCCCCGCCCAUUUGUGAAUCUCUUUUAUGUGAAGUCGCUGAACGACUAUCCACCGUCACAUUUGUGUAUAUUUGUGUCGCAACGCUUAACGUUCUCUCCGGCUGCAACAGAAAAAAUGGGAGUGGUGACAAUACGAGUGGAAUACUGUGGCAAGUGAGGCUACGAGCCCCGUUAUCGGGAGCUUGCCCGAGUCGUCAAGGGUGAGUUUCCCGAUGCGGAUGUGGCGGGCUUCGUUGGGCGGCAAGCCAGCUUUGAGAUUGAAAUCAACGGGCAGCUGGUUUUCUCGAAACUGGAGCUCGGAGGAUUCCCAUAUGAGGAUGACGUAAUGCAAGUCAUCCAGAAAGCUCAUGAAGGCCAACCCCUGACAAAGAUCACCAAGAGCCAAGCGCCAUGUGUCAUCAUGUAGACAAACAGGUGUGACUGGAACAAAGCUGGCUUUCCCCAACAGUGUCCAGAUUGAAGUGUGUGUGGGGGGGGGGGCGGGGGGUGAUGUAAUUUAAUGGCAAAAAAAAUGCAAAUUAGCUGUUGGGGAUAGUCCAGUUCGCCUCCCCCUUGUUCGUCCUUGACGCCGAACUGCUGGGCCAUUAAUGACUAGCGCCGCCUCAAAAUAAGCCACGCGGCUGUGCUACGAUGAAUUCACGUGCCCGCCGGUUCUGCAGCUCGUCUGGGGCGGUCGAUGGGGAGGUUUUGUUUUGAUGAAAUGCAAGAUCAGUCAUAAGUCGUGAGCAUGUUUUUUUUUUCCCCCUUUCUAAAUAACGGUUUACUGAUACUGUACUUUUGUUUGGGAGGUGACUUAAUUAGAUUAGUUGAAUAAAAUAUCUGCUCGCAAUACUGUUUACACUCUGAUUUCCUUGAGGGACAGACGUUGACUCAACAGCCUUGGAGACCUUUCCUCUCGUGUAAACAUGUUUUCCGUUGUUCAGCGUCCCAGCAACUGGAGACGGGGAGACGUGCGUUCCCGGCAUAAAAAUGAUUUGAGCUCGUAUCUUUUCAUCCGUAAAUCUGCUUGAUUAGAUUAGAUUAGUGGUAACACCAUUGUACAGUGUAAAAUCCAGUGUUCACUCUAGGGGGCGCUAGGGUGACAGUCAAAUACCUGUCUAGUUUGUGCUUUAAAAUUUUUUCUCGGUAUUACAUUUUAGAUUUGAAAUCUAUCCAAACUCAUUUCGGCUUUCAAAAUAAUUGCAUGAAUGUCAUCUUUUCCACGUGAGGCCCAAAGCGAAAAAAGGAAACUGCAUUUACUGGGAAACUAAGGAGCAACGUGAUGAAUCGAAUCCCAAAAAAGGAAAUAUUGCAUGUACUGUAAUUGCAAUUGCUGUGCAAAAAAAAAAAUCAUUGGGGGAAUUCUGACCAUUUUCUGCAAAUAAAUGCUUUGAAGGAGAA